ACAUUGGUCUUUAAACCAUGGGCAUGGGCGGUCUUCAUUCUGGCAGUCCUCAUGGCUGGGUUGUGCGCGGGACACGAUAAACUUGUCGAACCAAGAAAGCUCGCUACUACUACUGACAGGCCAGGUUCAAUAAGCAUUGAUUGUGGGGUGAAUGAAGGUUAUACAGAUGAGCAGAGUGGAAUCUAUUACGAGUCAGAUUCGGAAUUCGUUACAGUUGGACUGAAUAACGUGGUAUCCCCACAAUACGCGGCUGGCAAUCCUCAACUUGUGCAGAUGCUUAAUACCCUGAGAAGUUUUCCAGAGGUAAAUAAGAGCUGUUACCACCUUAAACCUGAACAAGGCAAGGGCCACCACUACAUGUUCAGAGUCUUCUUCACUUAUGGAAAUUAUGAUGGCCUUCAAAAACCCCCUAAGUUUGAACUAUACCUCGGCGUGAAUUUUUGGGCAACUGUGGAAUUAGACAUCGGGGAUUCGUACUGGGUCGACGAAAUCAUCCAGUUUUUAAGCACCGAUACGAUAGAUGUCUGCUUGGUGAAUACUGGCUCCGGUAUUCCAAUCAUUUCUGGGUUGGAACUUCGGCUUUUGAACGACUUCAUUUACCAGAUUGAAUCAAGAGCACUCAGAUUAUAUGACCGUUAUGACGUCAUAACCUAUGACAAUUAUUCCACAACCAGCUAAAUUUAAAUUUUUAAGUUUAAAUUAACAACUUUUUAAGUG
Molecule: messenger RNA, 717 nt
Organism: Rubroshorea leprosula
Lineage: Eukaryota; Viridiplantae; Streptophyta; Magnoliopsida; Malvales; Dipterocarpaceae
Source: the annotation of a GenBank genome assembly